Cokeromyces recurvatus is the source of this 1167-nucleotide messenger RNA. RefSeq lists its product as uncharacterized. The transcript has a single exon. Lineage: Eukaryota; Fungi; Mucoromycota; Mucoromycetes; Mucorales; Mucoraceae. Bases 1 to 1167 code for a protein of 388 amino acids. The record is from RefSeq and is a predicted model, not a curated record.
AUGUUUUCUGAUGAUCCAAUGAACAACACUAAUAAUGGAAAUAUGCUUAUACAACAACAACAGCCAAUGCCUACUUUUCUUGAAGCAUCACCUAAUAUGGGUACACCUUUUUUAGAAUCAUCAACGAUGGAUACUCCCUUUCUUGAUAACAAUUCAGCAGAUACACCUCCUUUCUUUGAUAUUGCUGCAGAUAUCUCACCCUAUUUAAUAUAUGGUUCUUUUAACAUAACACCUUACAAUAAUACUUUCUCUAAUGGAGUCCACAAUAAACAAGAUAUCUGUGUUGCUGGUUAUCUUAAUAAUUAUGAGAACAAUAUCGCCCAACUAGCACAUGAUCCUAUUGCAACAUUCAAUGGUGACCCAAGUGUUCUUUUAAUCGACAAAUCAAAGAAUCCUUUAUCUACUACUUCUUAUCAACCAUCCUCUUCUCCUCUUCCUCUUCCUUCUGUUGCUGUUGUUACUCAAGAUAAGCCUUCUCCUGCUGUUGAUUUAGUAGAAACAACAGUAGCUGAAGAAGAAUCAGAUUCUUUGUUUCCUCCUCUUACUUCUUCUCAACAAGAAUUAGCUACCACAAUCGAGCAUGAGGCAAUUAAAAAAGAAAAUGUGACUUUAGAUGAUAUUUUGGGCUUUGAUCAUACUUCUCCUUUAAGUGAAUCCAUUGAAGAAUUAAGUGAGCAACAAGAACUAGAAGAAUCUGGUUAUAAACAAAAAGAGGAAGAGAUACCAUCCAUGAUAAAAAAGGAAGAAGAAGAAGCAGAAGAAAAAGUAAAAAAGUCUCGUCGAGGUAGAAAGAGAAAAUAUCCUAUUACAGAAAAAAAACAAAAGAAAGAGGACAAUUCAACAAGGAAAAGAAGUAACUUGGUUAAGAAGCCAAAGGAAGUGAAAUUAUAUUAUUGUCAUAUCUGUAAUCAUGUCUCUAAGCGAAGAUAUAACUUAAUGACUCAUAUCAAGACCCAUGAUAAGUCUAGAAUUAAGGAGUUUGGUUGUACUAUUUGUGAAAAAAGAUUUGAUCGUCGUCAUGAUAGAGACCGUCACCUUGCAACUGUUCAUCGUGGUGAAAGGUCUUUUACCUGUAAACAUUGCACCACUCAUUUUAGUCGAAGAGAUGCCUUGAAUCGACAUUUAAUUCAAAGACAUGAAUAUAAUGAAAAUGACUUUGUUGAGUGA